UUGCAGUUUAGUCCACACAAAUGUUCGUACGUACAGCUUCUAAACCCCGUUAAGAAUAUCACCUGAGCAGUCCCCACCACCGAAAUACGCAGAAGAGGGUUGGGCUUUCCCAGUUGCGGGCUGGCGUUCUGUGUGGAACGACGAACGUAAGAUAUUUCGCCUGCUUUAUUACGUCAGUAUUAUGCGUGGGCUGUCAUAAAACGUGCGUCGCUACCCUUUACGUCACAAAACAACAACAACAGGAGCAACACAACAACAAACCUACGGCGGGAGCACGUUGCCCUACAGGGGGACCGGUGAACCACAGCUGUACAUGACACACCGGGGGAGACCUAAAGAACUCAGCGUCUUCACAGAGCUCGUUCGCGGACGAGUUGAGCUUUGGAAAGGACAUGCCCAGACUUCCGAAUAAGCCGUUCUAAGAUCUGACGUUCCUUCGAAUUUGAUUAAGACGUGACGCCGUCUUCAGUGACGUUCUGGAACGCGCCGAAGGACGGCCUUCUUGACGUUGCCUGGAUACUAGACAUACCUUGCGGGUUUGACUCAACGACCUCGGAGUAACAUGGUAGCCGCACAACGAGGCGGGGAAUAAUUGUUGCCGGAAGUAUAUAUACAGUACGUACCGGGAGGGGAAAACCAUCAUCACGACAUGGAAAAUCUUUCCGUUGCGAGCCCGGACGGCGAAGCGGCGGGCAUGGAAGAGAAGGACGGCCCGGGAGUCGGUGGCAACCACGCGGCAUCGCCGACCCCCCCUCCCCCUGACCCCCCCUCUUUCCCUGACGACCCAGCCGCGGGUUUGAACCUACAGGAUUUAGAAGACGACGACAUGCAAGCCGACGAGGAACAACUCAAAAUGGUGGCUGGGCUGGCCGCCUUCCAACUGGAGUCUAAGAUAUUCAGCCUGGUGCUUCCCAAGUCACUGAUCCACCCUUACAUCUCUCCUCGGACAAUUAAAGACAUGGAGAACAUCAUCAACAAGUUCAACAAACCGGAGAGUAAAGAGAAGUUGGAGGGGGCGGCGGAGAAGUGGGAGGAUCUGAAGACAGAGCUGGACUUCACGAGGAGUCACGAUCAGGUCAUACAGACGCUUAAGUCGGACUACUUACACGUCCACAAUCCGCUCAAGGUCAUGGCUAAGGUGCACCAAAGGUGUUCAGAAGCAGAAGUACGGCAGGCACUCCGGGCCAGGUUACCCGACCGACUACGGCAAACCGGAGAGGACAUUCUAGUCAUGAUGGGAAAAUUAGACCUCAUCCCGAGUUGAAGAGACAGGCUAGGACGGCGUGUGAUUGGCUCACCCUUCGUCACGUGACUGUGUUUGUGUAAUUAAAUGCUGCUUUACCUAUACGUCAUUUCUCAUGCCAGGACCACCGCUUGUAUAUGUCACGAAACUACUACUGGUCUACCGGCCUAUGUUCUGCCUUCUCUUUUGGUAGCGCUUGCCAGCCGUCACCAGCCAAUCAUAUCGCCGCCUACGGUCAAGAGACAACAUGAUUGGUCAGUUAAGUUUCCUCCAAAAACAGGCCUAAGGUAGUAUCUGAUUGGCUGACGGCUGACCAAUGCUAACGCAGCGAGAAGGACGGAUCGAAUGCUGGUACGCCAGAGUCGUUUUGUCACAUAUAUAAGCAGUGGGCGGGGCAUGAGAAGAUGCUUUAUACCCACGCACAUCCAAGGUGGUUUUAUAAUCUAGCUCCUUAAUACAUCCGGUCGAAAAGCUAUUCAACCUGGUGAACUGGUCUGUCCGGAAUGAGCUAUUAUAGAUCUUGUACGAAGUUUUUCACGUGCGGUCUGCUUUUCUAGUAUAGU
Messenger RNA from Branchiostoma belcheri (Belcher's lancelet), 1806 nucleotides. RefSeq lists its product as uncharacterized. Lineage: Eukaryota; Metazoa; Chordata; Leptocardii; Amphioxiformes; Branchiostomatidae. The record is from RefSeq and is a predicted model, not a curated record. The transcript is spliced from 3 exons. The coding region runs from base 650 to 1264 and encodes 204 amino acids.